AUGCCUUCAAAGAUCUACCGUUCUUCCUAUCCGCCAAUUGAACCCAUCAAUUCCGAUUUACUGACCUACCUCUUCUCGAACCCUAAGCGAACACCGGACGACAAACCGAUCUACAUCGAUGCGAACACAUCGGCCACCCGGACCUAUGGCGAGAUCAAGCGAAGGACUCGAUCAUUAGCUCACGGGCUGCGUGAGCUGGGAGUCAAGCCUCGCGAUGUCGUGGCCUUCAUGAGUCCAAAUAGCAUCGACUAUCCCAUCACCUGUUAUGCCAUCCUGGGCUGUGCCGCCACCGUGUCCCCCGUUAGCGCUGCACACACGUCUAUGGAAUUGCAAGGCCAGCUCGAAACGAAUGAAGCCAAGUAUCUUAUCGUCCAUUCCUCCCUUCUGGACAUUGCGGACAAGGCAGUCAAACGGAACUCCAAUGUCCGCGUCAUCCAGGCGGACGGCGAUCGCGAUAUGCGUGGCAAUCCUACUGCAGAAUCACUGGCCAGCUCAUGCCCACCUGCACCGCUGGUAAGUAUCGAGCCCGACGAAGCCGACGAACGGCUGAGCUUCAUGUGCUUCUCGUCGGGCACGACAGGUCGAGCCAAGGGCGUCAUGACCUCGCACAAGAAUAUGGUUUCCAACGCGCAACAAUGGCAGGAGCAUAUGCCUCUGGAAGUUACGGGCAACCUGACGACAGUGACAUUCCUCCCAUUCAGCCACAUCUACGGCCUGACGGCUUACGUCAUCACAAACAUGCUCGUCGGCAACACAGCGGUCAUACUGAGCCGUUUCGAGCCCGUAUUGUUCCUCAGCUGUAUUCAGAAAUAUCGCGCGGAAUCCGUCUGCCUCGUGCCGCCGGUGAUGCUGUUGCUGGCGAAACAUCCGCUGGUCGAAAAGUACGACCUGAGUAGCCUGAAGAGAAUUGUCUGCGCCGCAGCACCCCUGAGUGUAGAACUACGCGAAGCUGUUGAAGCAAGAUUUCAGAAAUUGUACGGCACUACUGUGCUAGGCCUGCAGGCGUGGGGUAUGACCGAGACGAGUCCGAUAGGUUCGGCCAUCCCAGCAGAUCGACUCGACAAACGGCACACUGUCGGCAAUAUCACACCGAGUAUGGAGUUCAGAGUCGUGGAUCCGGUGACGAUGCAGGAUGUUGAGAGCGAAGCUGACGGAUCGUCGAAGCAGGGCGAGCUGUGGUGCCGUGGACCGAAUGUGACAAAGGGGUACUACCGGAAUGAAGAGGCGACGCAGAGCGGGUUUGCAAGUGACGAAGAUGGGAAGCUGUGGUUCCGGACAGGAGAUAUUGGACUGAUUGACAAGGAUGGGUUCAUUAUCAUCGUCGAUAGGAUAAAAGAGAUGAUCAAGUACAAAGGUCUGCAAGUCAUUCCGAGCGAGCUGGAAGGUAAGCUGCUCGAACACCCGGAUGUCGAGGAUGCUUGUGUGGUUGGACGCUGGGUCGAAGAGCAAGCGACUGAACUUCCAGUUGGGUUCAUUGCGGUCACAUCAAAAGCAAAGGCCAAGGAAGAGAAGGUCAUCGUGGACGAGGUCAAUCAGUGGUUGAACGGCAAAGUCGCGAACCACAAGAAGCUCAGAGGUGGGCUGUAUAUUGUUGAAGCUGUCCCCAAGAGUCCAACCGGGAAGAUCCUGAGAAGGCAGUUGAAGGAUGUGCUCAAGGCGAAGAGUGCGAAGGCUGGAUCGAGGCUGUAA
Messenger RNA from Exophiala xenobiotica, 1689 nucleotides. RefSeq lists its product as uncharacterized. The record is from RefSeq and is a predicted model, not a curated record. The transcript has a single exon. Gene Ontology annotation, molecular function: CoA-ligase activity. Lineage: Eukaryota; Fungi; Ascomycota; Eurotiomycetes; Chaetothyriales; Herpotrichiellaceae. Gene Ontology annotation, biological process: secondary metabolic process. The coding region runs from base 1 to 1689 and encodes 562 amino acids.